Molecule: messenger RNA, 306 nt
Organism: Soboliphyme baturini
Lineage: Eukaryota; Metazoa; Nematoda; Enoplea; Dioctophymatida; Soboliphymatidae
Source: the annotation of a GenBank genome assembly
AUGCGGAUUAGGAUCGCUCAUGAGUAUGAAGAACUCUAUAUUCGGCACUUCGGACGGAGCACGCUGCACUUCUGCAAGGAAGCUUCAGUCGGAGAUUGCCACUCCUCCACUGACAGCCUUCCAAUCAAUGAUUUAAUCAGCGAGGUUGGUGCUCUACCAGAAUACCCCCACCGGCCUGAGCGCGAGUCGUCAUACCGACACCCGAUUAGAAUAGCUUCCAUUGUCAGAGGUUCAGAAGUCCAGAGCCUGGGCGUUUUGUUGAAGUCCAACAGUGUCAAGUUGGUACUUUAUAACCUGAUCAAGUAA